AGCAACUGCCGGCACUGGGGCCAGUACUGGGGAGCUCGCCCUGGACCAAAACCGAGCCGGGGUCGCUGCCAGCGUCAAAGCCCCCACCCCUGCUGCGACCCGGACAGGCUAGGACGUCUCUUGGGGUUCCAAUGUCAGGGACUGGCACGACCUCCCCUGCGCCCAAGGUCUUACUGCCUCCGGACAGCUUCAAGGGCUGGCUGCUCAAAUGGACCAACUACCUGAAAGGCUACCAGCGCCGUUGGUUCGUGCUCAGCAAUGGUCUGCUGUCUUACUACAGAAAUCAGGGUGAAAUGGCCCACACCUGCCGUGGCACCAUCAACCUGUCCACCGCGCAUUUUGACACGGAGGACUCUUGUGGUAUCGUGCUGACCAGUGGGGCAAGGACCUACCACCUCAAGGCCAGCUCGGAGGUGGAGCGGCAGCAGUGGAUCACCGCCCUGGAGCUGGCCAAGGCCAAGGCUGUCCGUCUGAUGAGCAGCCACUCAGAUGACUCUGGGGACGACGACGACGAGACUGCCUCUCCAGCUGACAAGAGCGAGCUACACCGCACCGUCAAGAGCCUCUCCCUGAAGUUGGACGACCUCAGCACGUGCAAUGACCUCAUCGCCAAGCACGGCGCUGCACUCCAGCGCUCUCUGAGUGAGCUGGACGGCCUCAAGAUCCCCUGUGAGAGCAGUGAGAAGCUGAAGGUCGUGAAUGAGCGGGCCACCCUCUUCCGCAUUACCUCAAAUGCUAUGAUCAACGCCUGCAGAGACUUCUUGGAACUAGCAGAGACGCACAGCCGGAAAUGGCAGCGCGCGCUGCAGUAUGAACAGGACCAGCGUGUCCACUUGGAGGAGACCAUCGAGCAGCUAGCCAGGCAGCACAACAGCCUCGAACGGGCCUUCCGCAGCGCCCCCGGCCGCGCCGCCCACCCCACCAAGAGCUUCAGCGAAGGAAGCCUCUUAACUCCCAAAGGAGAGGACAGUGAAGAAGAUGAAGAUACCGAGUACUUCGACGCCAUGGAAGACUCUCCAUCCUUCAUCACCGUGAUCACCGAGGCCAAGGAGGACAGCAGUGUCACCCUCGUGGACCCCUCCAGCUCCCCGCCCACCCCUCCCAUACCUGGAGUCCCCAGGGGCCUGGGCUCCGUCGCCGCCUCCUGGGUGCCCCCACCCCGGCCACCUUCCACACCUCAGCCAAGAGCCCCAGGCCUCUCUGCUGCCACCCGACCAGCAAGCAGAAAAGCGGAGGGUGGGACCACAGGCUCAGUGGACUGGACCUCAUCGGACAAUGUGCUAGAUGGCGCCUCACUUGUGCCCAAGGGCCCCCCCAAAGUCAAGAGGCGUGUCCGCAUCCCCGACAAACCCAACUACAGCCUUAAUCUCUGGAGCAUCAUGAAGAACUGCAUCGGCCGGGAGCUCUCCAAGAUCCCUAUGCCGGUCAACUUUAACGAGCCCCUGUCCAUGCUCCAGCGGCUGACAGAGGACCUGGAGUACCACCACCUGCUGGACAAAGCAGCGCACUGCACCAGCUCGGUGGAGCAGAUGUGCCUGGUGGCCGCCUUCUCCGUGUCCUCCUACUCCACCACCGUGCACCGCAUCGCCAAGCCCUUCAACCCCAUGCUGGGGGAGACCUUUGAGCUGGACCGCCUCGACGACAUGGGCCUGCGCUCCCUCUGCGAGCAGGUGAGCCACCACCCACCAUCAGCUGCGCACUACGUGUUCUCCAAGCACGGCUGGAGCCUCUGGCAGGAGAUCACUAUCUCCAGCAAGUUCCGUGGAAAAUACCUCUCCAUCAUGCCGCUAGGUGCCAUCCACUUAGAAUUCCAGGCCAGUGGGAAUCACUACGUGUGGAGGAAGAGCACCUCGACUGUGCAUAACAUCAUUGUGGGCAAGCUCUGGAUCGACCAGACCGGGGACAUCGAGAUUGUGAACCAUAAGACCCAGGACCGGUGCCAGCUGAAGUUCUUACCCUAUAGCUACUUCUCCAAAGACGUAGCCCGGAAGGUGACAGGAGUGGUGAGCGACAGCCAGGGCAAAGCCCACUACGUGCUGUCAGGCUCAUGGGAUGAACAGAUGGAGUGCGCCAAGAUCGUGCAGAGCAGCCCCAGCAGCCCCAGCUCGGAUGGGAAGCAGAAGACAGUGUACCAGACGCUGCCAGCCAAGCUGCUGUGGAAGAAGUACCCGCUGCCGGAGAACGCUGAGAACAUGUACUACUUCUCGGAGCUGGCCCUGACCCUCAAUGAGCACGAGGAGGGCGUGGCGCCCACGGACAGCCGCCUGCGGCCGGACCAGCUUCUGAUGGAGAAGGGGCACUGGGACGAGGCCAACACGGAGAAGCAGCGGCUGGAGGAGAAGCAGCGCCUGUCGCGGCGCCGGCGUCUGGAGGCCUGCUCGCGGGGCUGUGGCACAGAGGAAGAGAAGGAGGCCGAUGUGUACAUGCCGCUGUGGUUCGAGAAGAGGCUGGACCCACUGACCGGGGAGACGGCCUGCAUGUACAAGGGCGGCUACUGGGAGGCCAAGGAGAGGCAGGACUGGCACAUGUGUCCCAACAUCUUCUGAGCGCCACCCCUCCUGCAAAUACAGGCGGCUGCACAGCCUGGUCCACCUCUUCUUUAACACACUCAAUUUAGUACUCAACGGCCCUUCCCCUCACCUCCUCUCCCCGCCCCCCCCUUUUUUUUAAACACUUUUUUGGGGCUCUCACCUUGGAAGGAGGAAGUGCUGACCUGUAUUCUCUUCAGCUCCCAGGUGCCCCGGGUCACCCGAGCCCUUUCAUCAUGGACUUGGGUCCCACUGGGACCCCAGCUCCCAGUUACCACCACUCAGGCAGGCUAGCCCAGGCCCUGGACUGCCCCAGUCACCAGCCCCACCAGGGAGGCACUGGCCCCUCCUGAGGAGCCACUUUGAACUUUUUUAGAAAAAAACUAUCUCCAUUUCUUUCCAGCCAAGAGGUUUAGUAAAUAUUUUUAGUACAGCACUUAGCAGACAACUUUCUAAGUGUGCUUUCUUGCCAUAAACGUGUAUUGGCAAGAGCCCCUUUUUAAGACAUCGGGAAGCCAGACCCCUUUGAGCAGGGAGCAUUUUGUCGCUCAACAUAGCAGGGCCACAUUUGUUUUGGAGCUGCGCAGUCAUCCUGAGCACAGGAUUCCACGGGAAGUGGAGGGGCCACCUGGCCCAGGAGAGCACAAGUCAGUUGUCUCUGGAGCUACAGCCGCACCCACUGUGGGGAAGGGGGCACCAAGUGGCCCCCAUGUAGAUUUGAGGGCAACAGCCCCUUGCCUACCUUUGGCCAUGCUGGGGAGCAGGGCCUGCAGGUGCUCCCCACCCCAGAACCAGGCCCCAAAUCAGCAAUAAGAACAAACACUCGGCUCAGCCUGGGCUGGUGCCCCCAGGCACCAGAGACCCAGUGUCCCACCUAGGCCUCAGGCACCUCCGGGGUGCCCAUCUCCACACCCCCUGAACUCUUUAUUUGCCUGAUUUAUAUAUAUAUAUGAUAUAUAAAUAUAUAAAAAUAGCUAUUUUGCUUAAAUUUCUAUGGUAUGUGGAAGUUAAAAAAUGAUGAAGACAGGGCACUUCUGUCUGAGUUUAGCCCUCCUGUCAGCUGUGCCCCACCCUCUCCUCGGACCCCCUUCCAAAGGCUUCUGCCAAUGGUGGGGGGACUGGGCCACCGUGGCCACUAGCCCGGCCCCUCAGAACCCCCACUCCAACCCCUCCCACUUAAGUUUGGCCCACUUAGGUGGCCUCUUCAUCGCAGGGUUUUUUUCUGUAUACUCCAGGACUGGUUUUGUUUUUAUAAAAAAAACAAAAGUGAAAACACCAACGUAUGAAAUGCCUUAGGGUGCCCACUCGAGAGGCAGGGCAGGCAGGGUGGGCUGGGUAGCCCCAACAGGCCUGCAGCAGAGCUGUGCAAUGUACCUCUUCUCAACACUGUUUGUGAGGGAGCACCUUCUGACCGGUAAUAAAAACCUUGGAUUUGGAGUUUUCCAAGGCCCUAUCCCUGAGUGUGUCUGUGACUGGGUGGACCAGGGCUGAUGCAGGGCAGGUGAUGGUCUAUAAGGCAGCAUGGGGGUGGAGCCUGGAACGUUCUUCUCCUCUGCACUGAGGAUAGCAAUGGAAAACUGGUAUAAAUGGGGAGGAGAAAGUAGGGGGUGGAAGACCUGUUAUGACAGGGUCCGGGCCAGGAAGGCUGCAGAGGGCAGAAACAGAACCUAGGGGAGGGCUCACAGCUUUGCCUGGGGCUGUCUGGGGCCAAGCCAAGGCACCCAUCCAGCUCUUCUCUUCAGGGAAACCCACCCUGGUGAGUUCCAAGGUUACUCGAUAACCAUGACCUGGAAGGCUUCUGUUGUCCCAGGUUGCUAAGCAACUCAGAUCACUAGCUCCCAGGACUGGUCUAGAGCGUCUUGGUCUGCCCACUAUGGGGGGCCUCCCACUGCCAGUGCUUCCAGGUGAGAGGAUGGGGUGGGGCAGGGCACCACAAGAGUGUCAGAGCCAGGCUCCAAUCACCUGCCCUGAAGCUGGGGAAUCCAAGGCUGGCCCUACACAACUCCUUCCUUACCAGGGCCUUGCUUUCCCACCUGUGGGGAGGCAGGCACUGAUUUGUCCUGCAGCUCUCACUGGCUAGAAGGUGCAAGGCAGGUGGGGCAACCCCAGCAUAAACCUAACCCCCCCAGGGGGAGGGGGCAGUAGAAGGGGGUCUGCCAAGGGAGAUGAUGGGCUACAUGGGCGAAGCCCAGAGGUGACAAAAGCCAGUCCACUGAGACAAAGUGAGGGAAGAGCCUGGAGUGGAGCCAGUCAGAGCUCAAACAGGGAGUGAUACCAGGUUGACGUUCUAGAACCCACUCUAACCAGAUCACAGAAGAUCAGCCUACACUCAGUAUCACUGAGUAGAAAAGGUCAUAGAAAAAAAAGAUUCUGCUACAUAGGCCAUAAGAGGCCUCAAAGUACAUCUGACAAAAAGAUGCAAAAGACCUUUACAAAUACAACUUUAAAAUUUUACUGAAUGAUAAAGAAGACCUGAGUUAAAAGAAAAAACACCAUCUUCACAGAUGGCCAGCUCAGUUAUGUGGGUUCUUCCCAAAUCUACAAAUCCAACAUGAUCCAAAUCAAAAUCCUAGGAAUAUUUUUUAAACACUUAACAAGUGCAAGUUCCCUUAUCCCCAGGGCUGGGGCUCAGCAUGAAGUGGGUAAAGUACACCAGAUAGAAAAAUGUCAAAGUGUAGCACAGAGACACCGCCAAUGCAGUUCUUAUUCUUAUGAAGCUGGCAACAUAACUUCAACAACAAAAUCUGGUAAAGACAGCACAGAAAAUAUGAGAAAUAUGUAUUUCAACCUCACUUUAUAAGAAGAGAAUUUGAGGGGUGCCUGGGUGGCUCAGUUG
Molecule: messenger RNA, 5364 nt
Organism: Ailuropoda melanoleuca (giant panda)
Lineage: Eukaryota; Metazoa; Chordata; Mammalia; Carnivora; Ursidae
Gene: OSBP2
Product: oxysterol binding protein 2
Exons: 15
Coding region: 132-2546 (804 amino acids)
Cellular component (GO): perinuclear endoplasmic reticulum; cytosol; plasma membrane
Molecular function (GO): cholesterol binding
Source: RefSeq, a predicted model, not a curated record